AUUCCUUGAUGGACACCUUACAUACAUUGAGACCACAGCUAUGAUAAUAAUAUAUGGAGUUUACUUGGCAGUCGUACUGAUUGGAAACUAUAUUGAGGCCUACAAGCUGAAGAAAGAGCAAAUCAGGUCAUUUAUGGAAAAAGUAGGGAACAAUCAAAGUUCUCGGCGGAGUACAAGGCACACACUCCCACCUCCCACACGACAGCGUAAACAGUCCAUAAGUACACUAAUGGAUGUGGCUUUGAAGGCUGAACGUCGCUCUGUAAUAUCCCGAAUGGGAAUCAAAGAAGAAAAGAGAGAAGAAAGAUCCAGACAAACAGCAUCUCUGAACCAACCAGAGGAUAAUAAAGGUACCUUUGGCUGGAUUUUGUGUGUUAAAUCUAGGUGCUUUUUUUAUUAGUAACCAAAAUGAAAAAAAUAUAAAAACCUUUCAAAGAUGGGAAGACUUGCCUUUUUUAACUUUAUGAUAGAGUUUAUCGU
Messenger RNA from Schistocerca gregaria, 480 nucleotides. RefSeq lists its product as uncharacterized. The transcript has 4 exons. The record is from RefSeq and is a predicted model, not a curated record. The coding region runs from base 41 to 400 and encodes 119 amino acids. NCBI's taxonomy places the organism in Eukaryota, Metazoa, Arthropoda, Insecta, Orthoptera, Acrididae.